AUGCUUGAAAAGUACCUCAGCUCCAUUAUUGUGCCCUACUUGUCACAGUUUGUGGAAAACUUGGAUUCGAAACAACUAAAUGUUGACUUGUGGAAUGGCAAUGUUGUGCUCAAGGAUUUAAUGCUGAAGAAGAGCGUGCUUGAGGCACUAAUCCAGGGCGAUCCCAUCGGUGAUAACUUCUCUUUUGAGGGUGCAACGAAAGCAGCACCAACACCUGGUGUGAACCCGGCUCCGCGCCUUCCGUUAACGGUACAACGUGGCAUUUGUAAGAGGGUCAACCUGGUGGUACCGUACACACAAUUGCGAUCGAAGCCUGUAGUUAUGGAAAUAGGUGAGUUACUUAUAUGUGUCAAGGGUAAUACGGAAUGCCGUGACGUGGUGCUGAGUAAGGCGGCAAAGCUCGACGCCGCAGCAGCACGGAAGUCACGUGAGCUGGAACAAUUUGAGGCAGAGCGAAGGCGUACGAGGGAGAACAACGCAAACAAUAGCGCUGGCGCAGCUGCUGCCACCAGUGCAGGUGCUGCUGCGGACACUACAGAGAAGGCACCGGGAGCAACCACCGGGGCCUCGGUGACUUCUUCGGCUACGGAGAAGGGGAAGGGAAAGGACGGUUAUCUCUCUCGUCUGGGGGAGCUUGUAGUAAAUAACAUAGUCAUUAAAGUUCAGAGUGUGCAUGUUCGUUACGAAGAUGAGGCCACUAAGACUGUGGCUGGUGUGAUACUCGGUGAUGUCAGAUUGUUUACGGUCGAUCUUUUCACGGGAAAUGAAAAAUUUGUCGACCCUGUAGGGAUGCGGCGCAUGACAAAAAGGUUGGAGUUCGCCGGCUUGCAAUGCUAUUGCGACGACCCAGCGCGAUACGAACUGAAUCCCCAUGGUUUCUUCAUAUCGAGGGUUAACGAUAUGUCAAAGUGGGUGAUCGCGAUGAGGGAACGUGUCGAGGAAGGUGAUGUUGAACAUUCAACCAUCGUUGGACCCGUGAAGGGUCAUGUGGAUGUGAAUUUGAUCUUAAAAAACUUUAUUAGGGACCUCAUUUGGGAACCGUACUUAAAGGUGCGGAUGAGGUUGGAUAGUUUCCAGUCGAAGUUUAAUCGUGCCCAAUACCUUACACUAAUCCGCACCAUCUCUUUGUUAAGCAACUGGACCAGUCUAACAGAGGUUUUGUCGCGGCGGCCAAACGUACCAGUUACUGGAAAUGCUUGUGCAUGGUGGCGCUAUGCAAUUAAGGCAGUACGAUCUGUAACGGCCGCCCCGAAACGUGAGAGAUUGUUGCAGCGCAUCUCCGAAGUCUGCAUUGUGGACUACCACGUCCUCUACCGCGAUGUUGUGAGGAAAACUGAGAUGUCACCGGAGAAGCAGCGAGCAUACCGCUUUAUUACCCGUUUCAUGACAGUACCUGACAUGAUUGCCGGUCGAAAGUAUGUUUAUGCACAACUGGCCAACGCCAUUCAACUCAAGCGCAAGGACACCGAAGCAAAGAAGGCCGAAGCGCAACCUGCUGAGGAAGGACCCAAAAAGGGGGGAUGGUUGUCUUGGAUUCGUCGUCAGCAUAAUGAUCCGGAACCUCAGGAGGACGAGGAAGCCCGCGCGCUUGAGGAACUUGAGCGGGAAUAUGGUCUUGAUCCUGGUGAAGCAAAUGGAAGUGAUACAGGAGAAGAAAAUGAGGAGGAGAAGCUACCGGAAUCGUACUGCUGGUUUGAUGCUCAGUUCGAACUCUCUAUGCACCACACCACUCUCUAUUUGUCAAAGACUCAGAAACUUGACUUGGUACUUCAUGAUGUGGGUCUCUUAGUAAAAACUUUUAAUGCCCCAAACUCCGUGCAGGUGCGAAUAGUCACAGAUAAUCUCACAUUGUCGAACCCAGUGGAGGAUGAAACGCUACGAGAACGGUUGCCGUCGCUUGUUGAAGGUUUGCCCUUCCGUUGUGGCCCAAGCAGUGAGGAUCUUGGCGUGGUUACUGAACGUUCCCGUUCGUGGAACAGUGUUCCACUACUGGAGUGUAGUGCUGCGCUUAACCCGGUAGAGCAACCCAUUGAAGACACACACCUUGAUUUUACUAUGAAUAUGCGUCUACUUCCGUUGCGCGUCGUUGCUGAUCCGCCAACUAUCGAUGCUAUUGUGCGCUUUUUUCAUGUUCCCAAAGGGCUCGACGUUGGAUAUGUUGUGGGUAGGACAAAGGACUUUGCGCUUACGGUCGGUCAAGCUGCCUCCACCGAGUUGCGUCAGGCUAUGACUAACACAAAGGGCUACAAAAUCUCUUUGGAUGCUGCAGGACCUCACAUAAUUUUCCCCAAAACUCUGAGAGGGGCUUUGGAUGAGCCAGCGCUGGCUGUGUCAUUAGGGCAUGCCAUGUUUGACACGCAGCCCUUGACAGAGACUGAGAAACAGCAACGACUAUUAGCGGCGCAGGCUGGUGGGCAAAAUGAAGAGUGGCAUUAUUAUUCUAGCACAGCUGACUUCUCUAAAUUCUUCAUCGAACUCGGGACGCUGGGGUCAGUGUUGGAGCGACAAGGCAGUGGUUUCAUGCUCGUACCGGAGAUAGCGUACUCUGCUUCAGUAUUACAGCUUAUAGACAGAGAUAUGGCUAACAACCGGGAGUGGCUCAUUGUGCGGAUGGUAGUUCCCAAGUUGUGCAUGGCGUGUUCGGUGGGUCAGGCCCAUGUCCUGUCGAACAUGGUAGAACAGUGGGUCGCGUACUUGGCCGCUGCUGGAACAGAAGAUGACAACGAUCCGGUCGCAAUGCCGUCGGUAGACACUGCAGUGCUCGGGGCUGAAAAACUUUUGGCGGCGGCGGGUUCCCCUGGAGGAAUAGGUCCAACUGUUGGUGUAGGAGGUUCGACUUCAGCGGGCGCACCCUCCGCCGAGGGGUCAUACUUCAACUCCUGUACAGGGAAUGCAUCACGGCCUCGGAAAGCGAAAAACUCGGAAUCGGAUUCGGAUGACGCCCUCGCGAGCACAACACCGGUAGUAGCCCUCCGGACGCAAGCAGACUUACCGUAUGUUCGGUUACACGCCACAAUCGAGGAGCUUGGUAUUUCUAUUUUUGAGGAUGACUUGGAAACACGACAACCCCUUGUUGCGCCUCGCUUCACCAUGGCCUUCAGGACAGCUCUUAUGACACUACAUGUGCGCACACAGAAGCAGCUUCUGGAGAUGGUACUCAACGAUCCGUAUUGCCUUGAUGCUAGGGAACCGGAUCACCUUGUAAUUGCUGGUCCUUCAAUCCACUGUAACGCAGAAAUGGCAGCAGACAUGCCCAUGCAUGUUGAUAUCGUAAUGCAACCUCCACUAAAAUUUUGCCUUAACACGUCGUGCAUGGAACUCCUUGAGGCGGUGGUCGACAUCACAAACCUCAUAGCCACUACUUCGGAUGCCAUUCCACAACUUACGAGGAGCGACGAAGGUGGUGUAGACACCGUAAAGUUUGAAAGGGGCGCAAAGAUUCCCCUUGACGUUAUGCAGGAGUUGCAAAUUAAGCAAGUGCAGCAUAUGUUCGGAAUGCCAGAUACACCUGUGGUGCAGAUGUCACUGCGCAUUGCUGGCAUCGCAACAGUGGAGUUGAUGGAACGUUGUGUGGAGAGGCAACCUUCACAAGAGCAAUCGGCAGGAAAGGGUGAGAGGCAACCAAGGGAUUACCCCAUAGCGUACGCAACCUUCAAGGAGGUGAACUUAUUCUUGAGGAAAAACUCCGUCACGAUGGAAGUCAACGGUAGCGUACAGCAGGUGGAGGUGUCACUCUCCGAAGUGCACGACGUUUCCCCAUCAAAUCGCGUUGUGCUGCAACGUCGAGUAGCACCACCUCAUGCCUCGCCCAUAAAGUCCAAGGUGACAGAACCGUUGGAAACUGGGGCAACGGUGGCAGUAGCCGCAAUGUCACCAGGGUCUGGCAGCGGCCAGUUGGCUUCUUCGCAGGAAAACUUACCACCCAGACUUCAAUCUUCAGAGAGUGAGCAACGGCAACAUCUUACGUUCACGUAUCGCACCAGCCGCCCGGUGAUGCCCAUAUUUCAAACUGGUGCCGAUGGGAAGCGUAAAUUAACCAAUGUCUCAGAACUGCGGUUUUCCGGCUUUGCGGAGUUAGAAUUCAGCUCCAGCGACAUACAUUUAGACAUUCACAGCGUCAUUGUUCUUUCGCAAUAUUUUUGUACAGGUCUCUUUGCGGAGUUGUCGGGUCUUUCGUUAAGGACGCGCUACGACGGUCGAGUUCCCGCUGGGCCGUCACUAAUUGAACCACCGCAGCUGCUGACAAGCGUGCGAGUGUUUGCACAGGACCUGACAUUCAACCUCCCUGUCGAUGCGAGAGUGGAGAACGACAUCGAGCGGUUUCGUGUUUCAGUGGAUCAUGUUGCGGUGCAAAGUAGCCUUCUUUCAGCUGAAGAAAAACAAUCUAUGAACAUUUCCCUGCGCGAAAUACGCCUUCUGCACGGGUUUCCCCACGGAGUCGACGCCGAGCGAAUGCAAUCAGCGGCGGAGGGGAAGGUGUUAAUGCCGACAACAUCGCUCGAUGUCUCCCUAAAAAGCCCACUUGAUCAGUUGUCUGAUGAACCGCUGCGUGUUGAAUUGCGGGGAGAUGAACUGGUGCUUGCCCUAACAGAGGGAGACAUUGUGGAUCUGUGCCGCCUUAUUAGUGGGAACCUGACGCGCGCGCCUCCCCCACCACCACCAGCGCCCCCGCGUUUGCAGUCGCUUACUGGAAGUCGCCGUGAAUCCUCAGAGGUAGGCGAGGCACGACUGCCUUCCGUCGCCGCUUGCUCGCCGCAAGAGAUAACCGAGGCGCAGAGUGGAGCUCAUGUAGUGUGGCGAGCCGGGCGCUUAACACUGUCGCUGCUCGACACAUCAAGUAGUGGCGCUCGUUUUCGUCUUGAGGGCAACGGCUUCACUUUUGAUCAGAGGGCCCCUGGCGGUGAACUCAGUUUGCGAUGGGAUAAGCUUGAACUGCACGAUGUUUAUGAAGAAACGUGCCGGGCGACGAUGUUACUAUGUGGUUGUGGCCGCGUCGAACUGGGCAACCUUCCGGCCCCAUGGUGUGAUCCGUGCAAGGGAGCAAACAAAGAAGGAAUGAAUGACCAAGUUGACAAAAUCAACGCGACGACAGGGGACGGUACUAGUUCCGUGGACUUUGAAGAUCUCACACCAGAGCAAUUACAUCAAUUAUUGCAAGAACAACUGAACCAGCCGCAAGAUUCUGCAUCCGCCGGUGGUCUUUCAAGAGACUUUGUCGAUAUUCAAACACUUGUCGUUGACUUCACGUUGGAGCGCUUUGCUGUUUCAGACCAGUGGCUUGCUGUGUACGAUUUUGUUUGCAAUCAGGCGGUAGUUGAGGCACUGCAACACGUAGCGUCGACGGAUGAUUCUGUUCCUCCGCGGAGGCUGUGCCAAGGGUUCAAGGAACCCUCUGAGGGUAUGGAAGGGGCCAAACCAUUUCGAUGUAUUGUGACAACGCGUGCGGUCAACGUGCCGUUCCUAACGAUUUCGCGGGAGGAGUUUCUUGAAGCGGAUAUCACGUCGUUGCACGCCGACGUCAUAACGUAUCUUAAUACCACGACGGUAACUGUUAGAAUGCAUGACUUGGUGGUACGGCAUUCUGCCUCAGGUGAGCGUGUGCUGUUUAAGAAGCACGACACCGACGACUUGCAUUUGUCCUCGUUUGACAACACCCAGGAAAAUCUUCUUCUGACAGGCAUAAACUCAGCGCGCUCUCCGCGUACGCCUGCGGGGGGGACGACAACAGCACCAGCUGCUGCAUUAACCAAUCCCACAACAACAACUGCUUCACCUAAUCAACCCGUAGGGACAGCCACUCCAGAUAUUUUAAACCUGAGGUGCCAUAUUGGUGGAACACCUGAAAACCCACAACAGCGUGUAAGAAUUGCAGUAGGUGAAUUGGCAACUCUCUUUUCCGCACCGCUUGUUGCACAGAUUGUGGAAUAUUGCGCGCAGCCAGAGCAGCCAAUAGCCAAAAUAUCGAAUUUGGGAGUUAUGCGGGAGCAACGCGAGCGGCUAGCUCGCGCUGCUGACCAGAUGGUCAACAAUGGUGCCAUAAAUGUUCAGGUGUUAUGGCAGCAGCCCUGCAUUAUAUUUGCGGGGAACGCGCAAGAGUUAGCGAACAAAUCGCGCAAUAUUGAGGCUCAUCUGGGUCUAAUGGGAUCGGAAAUAUUAUUUGACAAGCGGAGCGGAAGCUGCACGGUCUCAACUAAAGUGGUUGGAGUGUCCAUUCCGGAAAUGUUGGAGGAAACAACAGUGCGCUUAAGAUACAAACUUGAAGAACGCAACGCAGACAUCUCCGUGGUCGUAGACAAAGCAACGGCGCUGCUUCAUCCAGUGGGUGUAGAGAAACUCCUUUGGGUUAUUCAGUGGAAUCUCAUGGUGCCACCCGAUGACAGUGGCAACAGUGUAGCUAAUAAUGUCACGCAUUCCGGUGCAGUUGCGGGGGCUUGCGAAAAGGAAGGAAUUAAAGAACCAAAUGUUCUGAACGAGCGAAAGGAGCAGGUAGUCGGUGAGCGCUCAACUGAUCUAGUGGAGGAACCCAUUACCCAAAAUAUCCAUGUAGAAGCCUCCUCUAUUGUCCUUGCAAUGCAUGAUGUUUUGGGUUUGCAUGUGCACACAACCGCACUCGGUGGGCUCAAGAUUCACGUCAACGCUGCUGGGGAUGUGGAUAUUGCCGUUAAGUCUGUGACAACAGUGGAGCACUUUACCAACCAGCGGCUCAUGGAAGCCUGCGGUGAAGGGGCUCUCACGGUGCACGUGAAGAGUGCGGAGAAGACAACUUCUGUCUGCAUGGCCGAGGUUAAUUUUAGGGUGGUGCCGAAAGCGGUAGGAAGUCUUCUCAACAUGUUAUUGUCUGUACAGCUUCCGCCUCCCUUGCCGUCAGUAUCAGGGGUCCCUACGACUGUUUUGCCAUCAGAAACCGGUUGGGAGCAUCGACUUUCUGUUAGAUUAAAUUGCUGCCGAACCCUAGCUCUUCAUGACGGUCAAGAGGUAUUUCUUGCCGAGUACAAGGAUUUGAAUGUUGAUUUGUGCUCGUUUGCCGACGCGUCAAGUACACUCACCGUUUCGAUUGGCUGGCUCGUCGUCCAGAACCUGUACUCUAAGAAAGUGAAGGGAUCUGAAUUAAUGCUACCGAUGGAUGGGGAGGAGAAUGGGUCCCCUGCCGUCAUUGAUUUUGUGCUGACUACAUCGCCCCCAAAUAACAGAAGCGUCACUAGGGAUUGUGAUUGUGCUGCUGCACCCUGUUAUGUACAGCAGCUGCGAUGCCGAAUUUCCUCUUUCUUGAUUGUUUCGGUGCCGGAUGUUACAUAUGCAGCUGUCCAGGUAACUGCAGAUAUAUUGGGAAACAUAUCAGAUGUAAACCGUGGGAAAGCGUACGACUAUGUAGCGGAGAAAACGGCCCAGCAGAUACGCGAGAGACAGCAACUAACCGAAGUGGAGGUGGCCAUCGGACGUCCCUGCAUUAAGCUUCUCGACGCUGUUGAUUCACAAAAUGUGGUUGAGGUGUUUCUGGGCGAUUUUGUUGUAAGGAACAAAUUGCGCUGUGCUGCUGCUCAGGGAAGUAACGUAGCAAUGUGCGCCCCACAUGCUGAGGUGUUUUCGCUCAGUAUAAACCGCCUAUCUCUUAACAUUCUCGGUGGGUCUGCGUUCAACCAUAGCAGCAGCAUCGAGGUGGAGUUCUCUCGGUUAAUCACUGAUGAUGUCAUCCCCACUGUGGCAUCAGAUGAAUCUGUUGGGGUGCCAAAUGAUGAGAUGAUGAGCCUGAAUGUUUCCGUACCAAUGCUGUCUGCGAGGUUAACGGAGGCACAGUUGAAUACCUUACUUGACGUAGUGGGGGCCUUUAGCUCUUUUGGCUGUUCCCCACCUGUUUGGGGAGAUAGUUGUGGGGCAUUUCCAUCUUCUCACUCACAGGGGGCGAGCGGUCAUCACGACGGAAGCAUGAGCGCCACGAGUUUCCACACCUCUAGUGUAGUUUCGCCUUCAGGGGGGGCUGCUGGAAAGAGGCGGGCGAAGGACCCCUUGCUAGGACUGCAGGUGCAGGGGGCUGCACAUGGUUGUGGACUACCCACGGGCGAUGUGAACGUAACUGCCGCAACAGCUGAUGGCACCAUAACCAACUCUGAGUCUGUCACCAAUGAAGUUAGCACCUCAAUGAAGAUAAGCGCUGUAAUGCAACGUCUCGUCGCAAACAUCGACGACAAAUUUGAAAUCACCGUUGACCAUCUUACCGUGGAACAGGUUACCACGUCAAGGCUGAGUAGAACUGCAAACGGAAACGAUAAUUCGAACGCAGUUCCCGUCCCACCACUCACCAAUAGCAACAGCAAAUUAUUCCUGGAAGGUCUGGUGAUUCGGCACUGCUCUUGGGGUAGUUUCGAUGACAAUAACGAGAGGGCUUCUCUCUUUGCUUCGAGGGAUGUUGAAGUUGCUUCUGUGACCGUCAUGAGUGUCAACGGAAACAGCCGGGAAACUGAUUCGAGCACCACUGUUCGUUUGGGAUGCCUGCAUACCACGAUCACUCCACAGAUCUUGGUCGAUGCCAGGAACAUAUUGUACGGCCCGUUCUGCAUGAAAGUUGCUCGAACCCCGCUUAGCCCCAUUCCUAUAUGUCGUCUUACUGACGAUGUUUAUGUGCUAAAGAGCAACUUGUCACUCGACCCUACCCACAUCCUCAUAACAGGCAACAAGUCACGUUGCUCUUAUGUUCUGGAUCUCAACCAAUAUAAGUUGUGUAUCUUGGGUCCGCCAGCCCCGCACAUUGUGUUAGAUGACAACUGCGAACUUACAAUUACUAAUGGCUGCAUAGUGGUUCCAGGCAUGUACGCGCUCAGCUCCUUUGUUAGCUUUGGUGGUAACGCAUCUGUGUUCACAACAAAAUCGUGUGUGAUUGAAAAAAUAGCACACCACGACCGGGUUGUCGCAGCGGUCUUUCGCCCGGUCAGGCGUCGCAGCAGAGGCGGAGUUGAGUCAACUGCUGCACCUACUCAUAAAAACAUGGCGGCCCCAUCUGUGGAUCCCGCGAAGCAACCAGUUACUUCAAUACAGCCGCCGCAGCAACAACCACAAGUGGGUGCCGUAUCACUGAAUAGCACAUCAGUCAUCCCUCAAUGUCAAUCAAACAUCGUACCACGUCAGGCUAGUGGUGAAGAGGUGAGGUCAACGGUGAGUGUAGAGUGUAAGGAUGUUAUGCUACGCGUCAUGGCUGAGGAAGCAGAAGACAUAGGUGUUUGCAUGUUUAUGGCUCUGGAUUUCACUACAACGCGUCAGCUGGAUGAUGGUGUACUGAAACAAAACUGUGCCAAAGUGACGUUGAGAGACAUUCGCACAUCCACAAGGGAUGAAGUUGCGCUCCAACCCUCUACGUUUACUGUGGCUGUCGCCGGAACCGACAGGGUGUCUGUCACGGGAUCUUUAGCAUCUCAGGGAUUGUGUCUACGCGUGUCGUUGGUGCGUUCUCUCGUUGAGUUGGUUAAGGACACUAUGAGUGCUUUCACUCAUGAAGGGGAAGUUCCAGUGUACCCAGUUAAUGUGGUGCUCGAGGACGAAAACUUAAAACCGCUUGUCGAUGUACCCGCACUGGGGGAGUGUCGUAUAUGCGAGAUGCAGUGUGCCAAGCUUGCCACAAGUGAAGAGGGCCCUGGGGUAUUGUGCUAUCGUUGUUGCACAGGGAAAAUGGCCCUACCAGAAACGAACGUGUGGUUUGCCGUCGACCCCGUUGACAUUUUAUUGCUGAGCGAUAGCGGUGGUAUGUUGCAGUUACGCUGUGUAGCCCCUUUUGAGACAUGCUAUACGGCGGAUAAGGGUCUUCAUACCCACAUGAAGCUUCAGGUACGCAACCUCAAUGACAACGCCGCUGUGUGGGAGCCGCUUGUGGAGCAUAUUACGAUGACGUUUGGGGGCGAUGUGCGGACGUCAGCAUACUGGAUUAAGGUGGAGAAAUUCGACUAUGUGUUGUCUCCGAUGAACGUGAAAUUACUAAGGAAGCUUUCAGAGGACUUCUCCCCCACAUCAGAGCUGCAGAGACAACUUCGAAGGAAGUUCCGCGGGAACGGACACAGUUUACUUCAAACAGAUGAUGAGACCUUGGAUGAGGUUGGUGGCCGAGGCACUAGUGCCGAAGUAGCAGAGGGGGUUUGUGAUGAUGGACAUAAAUAUGUGGCGUAUGUGGAGGUGCAUAACUAUUUCAGUGAAUCUUUAGAGUUUGAUGGACUACCGAUAGAGCCACGCGGACGCUCCGUAGCAACGAAUGUGAAUAAAAAUUAUGGUACUUUGCGUCGAACACACAGCGUCAGUUCCGUCGGUGUGACUAUCAACUGGUUCCGAUCGCCUCUGUACGUACGCUACCCCGAUAUGGUGGUGAGGGUGCAAACGACGCUUUCGCACAGAGAAGGCUCUAAACGCCUCUUCCGUGUUGUGUCCCUUCGGUGCUACCCGGUUCAUCGCACCGACAUGAUUAUUUGUCUGAAGAACAACGUCAGCACCCACGUGGAGGUCGUAAGCGGCGUGCCCGCUGUAGGCCCGCAGGAGAGUUUCUACUUUCACCCGGACUUCUCGCUUGACCGAAAACUUCAGUUGCGACCUGUUCAGACCGUUGAUGAAGAGUAUACCGAGGCUCUUGCUGUAGGUACUGGUGCAGCCCCAACUUUGAGUUCACUAUUGAGCGCCUCCUCCACCACGCUCCACUCCCGUGGCGUGAAACGGAGGGAGAAACUCUUUGUUUUUACGAUACAUGAACGGCAGGAGGACAUCUGGGCCGGUACACCCAUGUUUGUCAUUUCCAUUGAACCACAUAUUUGUAUUGAGAACAACCUCCCAUGCAGCGUUCGCUUCAGGAUCCACAAGGACGGACCGGGAAAGCAGAACCUUUUCAGUUCUGUAGUGAAGGCAGCGGAGCGUGCUGAUGUUAUUCAGGGUGAGACAAGUGUGGACAGGGCGUGUUUUCACUUUGAGGUGCAUCACGAAGACAAAGACAGCAAUGGUGUGAUAUACUCGACACCGACACCAGUAAAACUCAAGCCGCGCACAACACAUGUUGUUCUUAGGGCUCAACUAGGCGAUUCACGCGAGCUUCGAAUCAACGUGCGAUGUAAGGACAAUAAAAUUGUGCUUAGCACGCCGUACUCUAUCGUUAACUUUGCGCCGCUUCCGAUAGAGCUACGGGAGUGUAGUUCUUCGGGCGUCGAGAUACCAUGCGCGGGGACAAAUUUUCGCUUUUUACCAAAACAAAUGAAAAGUGCGUAUCCGGCGUCGCCCCAAAGUGCCGAUGCGCGAGAGUUCUUUGUGAACGUUCACAUCAUGGACUACGAAGCGCGUGCUAUUCCCCUUCACGUGCAAGACAGUAGUGCGAUCGUGUUAGGGGAAAGGAUGGAUAAAGGAUCGGCCGAGAGGGGCACCAGCAAUCGCGGUCCUAUACUCUUUCACCUAAUGUGCACGAUGCAAGUGGACAUGUACGGCUCACGCUUUGUCACCAUCGUGCCACGGUGGACCAUUGUCAACCGAACACCCCGGGACCUAUACGUUGCCCAGGCUUUGUUGGAUGCGGCCCCGCCUGGGUCAUCUUCUAGUGGAAAGGACACUCGCACUGUCGGUGGAGUGCCAGAUAAAGUUAGUGGAAGGUGUUUCCGUUGCCGUUAUGACAUCGCUCAACAUAUACCUCCAAAUUCCUCCACACCGCUCUUCGUAACGGCUAGGUGCUGCUCGGAGCUGGGCUACGCUGUUUUCGUGCUUGCGGAUAAGGGUGCCCGGGUAUAUGGUAAUCCCGUGAGUCUGGAAGAGGUCGCUAGUGAGUUAGUGGUGGCCCAUGGGGUAUGUGAGGGUGGGGAAGCUAAGCGGGCCAGUGUGGUUGUAGAAACAUCUGUGGUAGUUGACGGACCAUACACCUUCUUCACUGUGCAAGACCUUCCCGUGUCACCCUAUAUCCUUCUUAACCGAACACCGCUGUCGUUGGAGUUGCACGGCGCGCAUGGCCAUCGGCUGGCGCGCGUCGGACCCGGUUGCUCAACGCCGUUCGUAAUGAACCCGCGUGAUAAACCAACCCGCACUCGCAUCACCCUCGAGUCGGGAACCUGGGACACAACCGCUACCGCGGAUGUUGGUGAAGAACCCCCCAAAUGGGAAGGAGAGCACCCGACCCCCUUCGUCGAGUUCGACUUCGACAGACCCAUGAGACAGGAAGAAAGGUACAAUGAACUAGAUAUUGAGUAUGUUGUUGGCUUUGGGCCAUUCGGGCAGCAGAUUGUCGAACUUAAAGUCGCCACCAGCGCCGGUAUGUGUACAACUAGAGGCGCUGCUGGUGGUGGCGUGCUGAACCCCCUGGAAUCAGACAGUAUUUUGAACGAACGCUCCCUCCGCGUGUAUCAGCCACCACCCCCGACUCCAUUAGAUGUGGUUAUGAACUUGUCCUAUGUUACCUGUUCGCUUGUGACGAUGGACCAAGAAAUUCUUCUUGUUGCAAUCGAAGAUGUUCGUUGCCACGUUACCAGAAAGGAUACUAAGGAAACGGUUAAUUUCACUGUGAAGAAUAUUCAAAUCGACAACCAAUGUGAGGAGAAACCAGUAUAUGAGGUUUGCCUUGUGGCUAUCCGCGCCGCUAACGAUGUGCAGUGCAUUUCUGCCUAUGUGGAACGUGAGAUAGUUCCCGCCCGGGCGCUGCUUUGUGUGAAUCAAGUUUGUCUCAACGUUGUUCCGAUUGCUGUUCGAUUAUCUGAUAACGUGCUAGUCGCAAUUGCCAGCUUUGGGGCGCAGCUCACUGUAGAGCAACCCAUGCGCGCUCAAGCUCCGACGGAACAGGAGCUCUUUGAUAACGCCCCAGUAACCGUGGGUGCCAUGAACACACGUGUAAUCCUUCGGUGCAUGGUUGUAAACCCGUUGGAAGUGCGAGUAUGGUUCGAACGCGAGGCCGGUGGGCAUGACUUCAUUCGGGAGCAUGUGCGUGUUCGAACCGCAGCAUUGCUGUCCAUGAUGAUUCAGUCAUGUGAAGAUGUGCAUAUCAAUUUGCCUGGCCUCAACAUAGAGAGACGCUCCGGUAGUGCAGGUGUACUUUGGGAGUGGCUUCUGAAAGUAUACUGGGAUAAGUCCUAUACGCUUAUGGCAGGCUUGUUCUACCAAUACGCUUCUUCUCUUCCGCUAAUCGGAGCUCCUAUCAAACUGUUCUCCGGUUUUGGCGCCGGUGCACUCAAGUUCUUCCAGGAGCCCGUCGCCGGUUUGCAGGAGUCACCAAAGGCGUUUGCCCGUGGCUUGGCAGCUGGCUCCGCCGCUUUGCUGAGGGAAACUGCCGGUGGAGGACUCGGCGCCGUAUCAAACCUCGCAAAAACCGGUGCUAGCAUUAUAGAUGUCUUUGGAGAUGGUUCUCGUACCUCCUCGCGUAGUGGUGGAGCUGGAGCGUGUGUACUGCAUGGCCUUGCCAGCGGUGUUAAAGGUGUUGUGAACGCGCCUGUGGAGGGAGCCACUCAGGGUGGUGCUCGCGGUUUGCUUUUUGGGAUGGGUAAAGGAGCGCUUGGACUCGUGACUAAACCCGUUGCGGGUCUGUUGGCAGAUGUUUCCCGACUGACAGGCACAGCGGCAAGGGCAUGCGACUCCUCUCACCUUCCCAAGGUAAGGCGUCGAAGGGGGUUGCGUGAAUUUCAUGCGAAUGGAGCGGUGGCCGAGCGCAACUCGCUGCUCACCGUCUUUGAGUACGAGCGCGGGGAGCAUGACGGUUCGAAGUGGACGGUUGGGUCUGAGAGUUCGUGGUCUGAUGACAAACCGCAGUGGUUGCCGUGUACAAAGGAACAGAUGCAACGAAAGCAGGGAGGGGGACCGCGGCCAGAUAUGUGGCAGGUUCAACGCUAUGGCACGAAUUUUGAGGGGUGGAAGUACAGCAAAAAUUAUCAUGGUAAAUAUACCAGAGAACAGCUCCCGAGGUCGAAGGUCCGACGUCGACGUUGGGUGUCGGUAAUCAGACCAAUGCCCACCUCAGCCAUACUCCGACUUGUACACAUUGCUACUAAAAACCCAACGUGCACCUCCUCUUCCGAUUCCGUAUCAGAUGGCGUUUUCUGCUCUGCACAACUCAAACAUGGAUCCGUGUCGUCGGCAACAGCAUCUUCUUUUAGGGGCUCGAGUGGUUCUCCCGCGGACGAUUCAUUUCCCGGAACAAAAUUCAAACCCGAGAGCCCCAAGGAGGCCUUUCGUACGGUGGUGCUCUACGAAUACGAGGCAAAGGUUGUGUUUGUUUGGUCAAGCAGGGUUUUACCGCAAGGUCGUUCCCCGUGGGAGGACUCUGAGGGUUGCCGUGUGCAGCGCAGAUCCGACUACAACCCCCCACACGGUUGGUCGUGGGAUUCCGAUUGGUUCCUCUCCAGGGGUGCCGCCGGUCCUGACGGAUGGGAAUACGUUGGAAAAGAGAGUCACACCUCUACCGAGUUGAGGCGCCGUUGCUGGAAGCGAAGAAUCCGAAAGGUGCUGUAG
This is a messenger RNA of Trypanosoma brucei brucei TREU927, 14433 nucleotides long. RefSeq lists its product as hypothetical. Gene Ontology annotation, biological process: protein targeting to vacuole; protein retention in Golgi apparatus. Gene Ontology annotation, cellular component: extrinsic component of membrane; membrane. The transcript has a single exon. Bases 1 to 14433 code for a protein of 4810 amino acids. The record is from RefSeq and is a predicted model, not a curated record. Lineage: Eukaryota; Euglenozoa; Kinetoplastea; Trypanosomatida; Trypanosomatidae.